GUAGUUUUUAGUGAAAAUCUUUAAAAAUAAGGCUUAACUAUGACCAAAACAGCAGACAACGUGAACCCACAUAUCUACGACAAGGGUUUAGAACGAGAAAAAGCUACUACAGACUACGACGACGAUGUUGCAGACGAUUUUGAUUCGAGAGAAAUUUUCGAUUUAAUACGCAAUAUAAAUGACCCAGAACAUCCUUUAACGCUGGAAGAGCUAAGAGUGGUGGAAGAGAAGAAUGUAUUAGUUAAUAAUAAGGAGAAUACGGUAAUGGUGACGUUCACGCCUACGAUACCUCACUGUAGCAUGGCCACUUUGAUAGGACUAUCAAUCCGUGUGCAACUCCUCCGUGCUCUGCCAAGCCGUUUUAAAGUGACCGUUGAAGUGACGGAAGGCAGCCAUAUUUCUGAACAUGCAGUUAAUAAACAGCUAGCUGAUAAGGUUGGUGAUAGAUUAUAUCAUUCAUUUAUAUCUAUUUGUUAAGUUAUAUUGUAUUGCUUCCAUUUAAAUUUGAAGAAAAUAUUCCACCUUAAACGGUGGCAAAUUAGGGCAUGAAUCCUUUUUCGCGCACUUUCCGGUACCCGAUCUACUAGAUUAUCUAAGAUAUCUAGGAUUUUAUAAUACUCUAUCUAAGUACGAGCUUUGCCGAAUAAAACUGAGAAAUGCUAAUCAAGUGUUAUGCACAUGUCAGUGAAUUCAGAAAUAUAAAACGCUCCCUUGUAAACUUGUCAAUUUCGACGUAUGAUACUUUACAUAGGAGGGGUUGAAAUGUUUAUAAAUUUUUAUUUGCAGAGAGCAAUCCAUAGAGUUAACUGCUCCCAACGAAGCUAAAAAUUAAAUAAAUAAAAUUAAAAUGGCCUUUAUUCACUGAUUACUUCUAAAUUAAUUCUAAGUCUAACCUAAUGCUUACUU
Molecule: messenger RNA, 906 nt
Organism: Hyposmocoma kahamanoa
Lineage: Eukaryota; Metazoa; Arthropoda; Insecta; Lepidoptera; Cosmopterigidae
Gene: galla-2
Product: MIP18 family protein galla-2
Exons: 2
Coding region: 40-477 (145 amino acids)
Biological process (GO): iron-sulfur cluster assembly
Cellular component (GO): cytosolic [4Fe-4S] assembly targeting complex
Source: RefSeq, a predicted model, not a curated record